This is a messenger RNA of Medicago truncatula (barrel medic), 1143 nucleotides long. RefSeq names its product peptide deformylase 1A, chloroplastic. Gene Ontology annotation, molecular function: peptide deformylase activity. The record is from RefSeq and is a predicted model, not a curated record. NCBI's taxonomy places the organism in Eukaryota, Viridiplantae, Streptophyta, Magnoliopsida, Fabales, Fabaceae. The coding region runs from base 117 to 920 and encodes 267 amino acids. Gene Ontology annotation, cellular component: chloroplast; mitochondrion. The transcript has 4 exons. Gene Ontology annotation, biological process: N-terminal protein amino acid modification; peptidyl-methionine modification.
CGAGUAAACCAUGAAAUUGGUAUGACUUGGUUACCCAAAAAUUCCGUAGAAGAAUAAACACAAUCCAUAAACCCACCCAUUUCGUGGUGAAGAUUUUACAGAGAGAUAUUCAGAAAAUGAAGGCCAUGGAAGCUUUACACUUACGGUGUAUACUUCCACUAUCCAGAACCAAAAACUCUCUCUUUACACUUCAAACAACAACCCCAUUUUCUCUAUCACCAUUUUCAAAACCCCCACCAUUAACUUUAACCUUAUCAUCUUCAUCUUCUCAAAAUGCUACUAUAAGAACAAGAGCAGGGUUUUUUUUUGGUCGUACAAAAGAUGAUAAGAAGAAGAAGAAGAUGGAUUUGCCUGAUACUGUUAAAGCUGGUGACCCUGUUCUUCAUGAACCUGCUCAAGAAGUUGAUCCUAGUGAGAUAAUGUCUGAUAAAGUGCAGAAAAUUAUUGAUGAUAUGAUUAGGGUUAUGAGGAAAGCUCCUGGUGUUGGUUUAGCUGCUCCUCAGAUUGGAGUUUCUUCUAGGAUAAUUGUUUUGGAAGACACCGAAGAAUUUAUUAGUUAUGCCCCAAAGGAAGUGCUCAAAGCUCAAGAUAGACAUCCUUUUGAUCUUUUGGUGAUCCUGAAUCCCAAGCUGAAGAGUACGAGCAAAAGGACUGCCCUGUUUUUUGAAGGGUGUUUGAGUGUUGAUGGAUUUAGAGCUGUGGUGGAACGUCACCUUGACGUUGAAGUUACAGGUUUGGAUCGCAAUGGUGAACCAAUCAAAAUAACUGCUUCUGGUUGGCAGGCCCGGAUUUUACAACAUGAAUGUGAUCACUUGGAUGGAACUCUAUAUGUUGAUAAGAUGGUACCUAGAACUUUCAGAACGGUAGAAAACAUGGACCUGCCUCUUGCUCAGGGAUGCCCGAAUCUUGGCCCUCGGUAGCGCAGGUUUCGGGACGUUGCUGCUGCCUCUGAUAAGGCCGUCAACACAGGUUUCUUGUGCAUGUUAGUGAGAAUUUUGCAUUUGUAGAUCCUAAAAUUGAGACCAGAUUCAAUAUUUUAGAAAUAGUGUCAGAUUUAGACUGAUGAAAUCUCCCUCAAUUUUCUAUGCCGAAUUUUGUCAUUGCAUUAUAAUGCCCUUUUUCAUGAUAAGUUGUUUCAUGCAA